CUCACUUGUUACCCGUGUGCUUGAAAUGCUCCCACACGUGACACGUUGCAUAGUAAAGGGGGUAGGAUGUAAGCAAUUUUACUUGUGUACUAAGAAAUAGAGAAGUUGUUUCUCGAUAACCCAUGAUAUAAGUCGAUACAAAGGUUACAUUCUGCUUUCUUCUAUAUUACUACAAAGCGAAGAAUUAUUGAAUCUUUGGCUCCCGCUGGAAUCAAUAGGGAAAGAAAACUUCUUCCUUAACUCGGUUCCGAAGAUUCAAUCUGCGAGCGCCUUUCCAUUUGUAGUUUAAUUAAUAAAAGGAUAAAUGCAAUUUCCCUAGAGAGAACAGAAUAAGAAGAAAAUUUCCUCUUUUUUUUGGGAAAGGAUUGGGGAUUUGGGCUUGUAUAGUCUCAAUAUAUUUGGGUAUUACUAUAUCCGUUUCCCUUUAUUCUUCACACCUCUCUUUGAAACACGAUUUAAGGCAGGAAAUUAAUGCUCAUUUUCCAUUCUUCACAUUCUAUGCUUUAUUGUUUUGCUUGAAAUUGAACUAAUGCUCUGUUCAGGCACUCCUUCAAAUUAUGGAUAGUCGACUUCGUAUGGCUGGCCGGUUGAGUGCAGUAUACAUCAAGACAAAUGGUGGAGCUUUGAUCAAAGUAGAGCCAUUUGCUCAGAUUCCGAGGACUUUGGCAAGUUUCUGUAACAUGAUGGCUGAAUUGCUUCAAAAGCUCAGCAUCAAAGCAAAGGGCAAGGGUAUAAAGCUGUUGCGCCUGGUGGACAAUCCAGUGAAGAAGCAUUUACCUUUCAACUCAUACAAAAUAGAUGAACAUGUCGACUAACACAAGAGUGAAGUUGUUUGUGGCUUUGGUAGUUCCUAAUAUAACUUGUGCCACUUCAGGUCUUUCAUUCAGCUCAGAGAAAGCAGUUCAACUGCGGGAUUAUAUUAAGGGAAUCCGUAGCAAUAGUGAUGUGGUGUUUCUGGUUGGUGCAAUGGCUCAUGGUAAAAUUAAAUGUGAUUACAUCGAAGACCUUGUAUCAGUGUCUCCCCAUCACUUGAGUUCAGGGAUUUGUUUGAGACGUAUUAGUACUGCCUUGGAGAGGAUGUGGAGCAUUUUAUGAAGCGCGCCGAAGCGGCGUCUCUUUUCUGUUCCAUCUAGCACACUUCUGAUUUAUCAUUAUAUACCUUAACACUUUAUUUAUGGGUUUUUUAUUGACCUAAAAGGGUGGAGGUUAUUACAUGAGUUUUGUAAUGAGCCUAGAGCAGAAUUAAUUUUUGCCCUCAUAGAAAGAGGUGAAACAACUUAUUGA
Cuscuta campestris is the source of this 1284-nucleotide messenger RNA. NCBI's taxonomy places the organism in Eukaryota, Viridiplantae, Streptophyta, Magnoliopsida, Solanales, Convolvulaceae. The record is from the annotation of a GenBank genome assembly.